Molecule: messenger RNA, 533 nt
Organism: Paramecium octaurelia
Lineage: Eukaryota; Ciliophora; Oligohymenophorea; Peniculida; Parameciidae
Source: the annotation of a GenBank genome assembly
AUGUAGAGGUUUAGGUCUAGUUUGCCAAGUUAAAAUGUUAAAAGAUAGGAAGUUUUAUCUAAAUAUGGUAAAGAAGUGAUCAUUUUGUAAGUAAAAUUGACUCCAAUAAUUAUAUAAAUAUCCAAGAAAUUGUAAAUCUCAUGUGAAUUAGAAAAAUUAGAAAAUAAGGAGAUGUCAGAGCAGAGGAUCGAUUAAAAAAUUCUGAUAGUCUAGGGUAUUUAUGGUUAAAUAUUCAUUAAGUAAAUGGUCUUUUCUAUGAAUAGUUCAUAAGUAAGAUGAAGAAAUUAUUGAAUUAUUAGAAGAAGAACAACGAUAAGGUUGAGGAGAUAGCAAUAAAGGUAGCGAUAAUUUACCAUAAAAUUAGUUUAGCAGUAUGUCAUAGUGGGUUGAUUAAUGAGAAGCCAUUUGAUCCAGACUCAAUAUAACUGAUUCUAAUUUAAAAGAAGAGGAAGAAGACGAGGAAGAGGAGAUUAAGAAAAUACGCAGAAAAAUACUAAGAUCAGUAAAAUUAUAAAACACCUAUUUAACUUUGA